AUGGCAACCAUCAGCCAAGUUCUUCAGGCCGGCGGACAUCAGGAUCAAGUUGCGAUCGACUCAAACCAGCCAAGCAGGAUAAUCAAGAAGACCAAGAAGAGCGAGUUGGAGUUCUAUCGGUCGCUGGCCAACCAACUCGAACGCCCACCUUCCCAGCAGAACGCAUGGUCCGACUGGAGACCCCAGUUCUUCGGCUCAUCAAAUCAUCAAACAGACGAACAGGUAUCCAUCGUCCUCGAAAACUUAACAUACAAAUGGUCGACUGCGAAGACCGAGCAGGGUGAAGAGCAGGAUCAAUUAUUCAAUCAUCCAAACGUGAUCGAUAUCAAAUUAGGACAGAGACUAUACGAUGAUCAGGCUACCCCAGAAAAACAGGAACGGAUGCACAGGGCCGCACUCGAGACCACCUCGGCCAAACUGGGGAUCCGGUUGACGGGCGCUCAGGUAAUCAACCAGAAAGAACCGAUAGGCUGCAAUUUACUGAUUUCAACUCUUCUCCCUCCUCGUUUUGACCAAAAAACAAACAAACAAAAGAUCUGGAAUAACCUCAAAGGUGAAUAUUCAAGUAUCCCAAAAUCAUUUGGCAAGUCGAUCAAACCAGACGGAUCAGAUCUUCAAAUCAACUUCAACAGUCUCUUUCCGGUCUCAGAUUCAAAGCCAGCACACGAGCUCGAGCUCGAUCGAUUAACAUAUUCAGCCGAAGGUCUACCAUCUGAGAUACUCAAACAAGUCAUCGAUCGAUCCAUUAUACCAAAGAUCCAAAAGAUUCUCGACUAUCUCUCAUCCUUCAACUGGCGUAUCUAUGGUGCUAGCAUAUUGAUCGUCUUCGAAGCUGAUCUCAGCACUCUCAACACUCUUCUCUCCUCACCUGAUCACAACCGAAUCAUCCAGGACAUUGCUUCGGUCAAAGUCAUCGAUUUUGCACAUGUCCAACUGGCCGAUAGUCCGGAUCCAGGCCUAUUAAAAGGCUUCCAAUCCACACUUGACCUCUUCCACCAACUUUCUGCAGAACUUGCUUUGAUUUGA
Molecule: messenger RNA, 1026 nt
Organism: Puccinia triticina
Lineage: Eukaryota; Fungi; Basidiomycota; Pucciniomycetes; Pucciniales; Pucciniaceae
Exons: 2
Coding region: 1-1026 (341 amino acids)
Biological process (GO): phosphatidylinositol phosphate biosynthetic process; inositol phosphate biosynthetic process
Cellular component (GO): nucleus; cytoplasm
Molecular function (GO): inositol-1,4,5,6-tetrakisphosphate 3-kinase activity; inositol hexakisphosphate kinase activity
Source: RefSeq, a predicted model, not a curated record